AUGACAGCAACCCUAGCGGAAUACGUCGGACCUCACGAGUUGGAGGAGCCCACCGACAAUGAGAGCAUGACCCAAACAUCCGCGGUUGUCUUUCAGUCCAUGGUGAUUGAUAUGGAGGUCGACGAGUUCAUUCAACCUAAGAAACCCCUCAAACGAACGCGAGGGGAGGCCAAAACAACGACAUGGGUCUCAGAAGCCAUGUACGAAGCGUUGAGUAUGGUCGAUGUGACGCCUCACCAAGAGGCCAUGCCGACAGAUGUCCCGGUGACGUCGUUCUCCAUGGACAUGCGAAUCCCGUCGUCUAACACGUUUCACGGACGCACGAGCAUUCGUCGCUUGCGAAUUCGAGCCAAGCACAUGAGCUGGCACCCCAACAAUUUGACGAUGAGAGAGAUAGUCUUCGAGCUGCAGAAACUCGAGGAUGAGUACGACCCCUUCCUCGUUCAGGAGCCCCUAGUCGCUGCAGAUUCACAGCCCCAAGAGAACAUUGCACCGAUCAUGGAAGAGGCGCGGGCAGUAGACUUGUGGAAAUGGGUCUGCGCUGACCCCACCAAGGCAAACGUCACCCUCUCCAAGGUGUUUCUCCGGGACCCCACGGCUCUGCGCACCGUGGCCCAUCUUCAUGCAUGGCAUCGAUUGAUGGUGGCGACCAAGCUUCCGCAGGUCUCCUCGUUUCAGAGCGGUUUUGAGGAGGUAUUUGGCGUGCCUCCCACGGCAGCCUUUCUCGCAACAGCAUUUGGGCAACACGCGAACAUUCGCGCCACAGGUCCAUCCACACUGGACGUGACCAUGUUAGAUAUCGAGCUUGCGCUCGCUGUAUUUGAGCUCCUGUUGGCCACGCAAACAGCUCCGUACUUCCACAACGAAGCAUGGCCCGUUUGCAUGACUCAGCAACCAGUUCUUUGGCUCCCUGUACACAAAACGCGUCCGACGUUGGCCUCGUACACACUGUGGGGUCUCCUGCACCCACCUGUUGGUCACAGCCUUGUUACUGCAAUGCGCACUGGCCGUUCUAGUGAGCUGUUGGAUGUGCUUGCACUCCUUCAAGCACGCGAGUAUCGCUAG
Messenger RNA from Aphanomyces invadans, 1065 nucleotides. RefSeq lists its product as hypothetical. NCBI's taxonomy places the organism in Eukaryota, Oomycota, Saprolegniomycetes, Saprolegniales, Verrucalvaceae. The transcript has a single exon. The coding region runs from base 1 to 1065 and encodes 354 amino acids. The record is from RefSeq and is a predicted model, not a curated record.